AGCAAAGCAUAGAUAAAGCAGUUGCAUGCGAAGUUUACAGUAAAAACAUUGCUUGUGGGAAAAGUUAAAAACAAGCGAUGAAAAAACUUGUGACGUUCCUGGGGCUCUUGACGGCGGUACCGGCGUUUUCCAAAGAGUGCCAGAAGGAACAACAGAAGGCUCGGUACCACAUUUACAACACAAGCGUCGAGAUCAAGACCAUUUACUGUUUCGACGAGGUCGGAGACGAGUUCUUGUGUGAGAAAUUCAAGGCUACGGACGCAAUAGUUGCAGCAGACGACGCUUCUCGAUAUUGCCCACUCACCGGUUCAUACAAAAGGGUAUUUUGCAAGUUACCAAGCUAUGCCAAUCUGGUGGACAACAAAGUAGUACUUGCUGGCAACACUAUUUGUCAGUAUGACAGGUACUAUUGUAACAUUACAGGUAUAUCGAAGGUGGCAUUCUGGACAAACCGCAGCGCGUGUCGGUUCUCCCUUCAAGCUUACCAGGGCGAAUUUGACGUGUGGGCGAUCGAGGAAGGAAGAAGAAAUUUAAUCAGAAACGGACGAAUCGGUGUUGUACUGACGGAAAAGGAUAAGUUUUGUGGCGUUGAGGUGUGGAGGACGAACUACGAAGGUAUAAUUGCCUCGACAGCAGACAUAAACUCUUCUGAAUAUAAAAACUAUUCGGACUUUAAACAAAACUUCAAGCCCUUUUCCAAGAGGUUGUGCGAAUCAAGGUCUUUGAAACCCGUGCUGAGAACUUGGUACAUCUACAAGUACCCAAUAGAAGUUACUGUCUACGCGUGCCCUGGAAAUUCGUCAAGUCCUUGCGAACUACCACCCGAGAAACUACCAACGAAUAAUUCUAGACUCCUGGAGCUGCACAGCAAAGUUUGUGAACCUAACGCGACCCUAUGUAGGAAAACCCACGAAGUAGAUUUGGAGCAUGACGCAGUGAUGGGACUACCAGGAUGCAAAUACAGCGAAGGCCUUUGCCGGCCGUUCAAAGCCUUCUGGCACUACACCAACCGAUGCAAAGAAGUGCAAGAAGUAUACGAAAGCUACGAGACGCGGUGUGGGAAGAAAAAAUGCGUGGACCAAAGAGGUAACAGCACAAAGUUGAUCUUAGAGCGGGAGGGAAAACUAUGCGAGGAAAGCGUGUGGUAUACUGACCAACUCGGGCUGGUGGCUUCUGAAAAGGUGUUAGGGUUCUACCAGUCGACCAACAUAGUGAUUGAGCCGCAGAAGCAUGAGGAUUCUUCUUGGUUCCACCCGGAACCAGAUUUAAGUUCGACACAGGGAUCGGGAAGUGUAGAGUAUUAUAUAGUUGUUGCUUUAGCAAUCUGCGUGUUUGGGAUUGCGUUGAAAAUUGCAGCGUGUUUGGCUUACUUGUGUGCGAGAUGCAAAAAACGAAAUAGUGGUGUUUGUAAAGAAGUGGAACGGGGGAGAAUGGGACUGGCUGAUGAUUUUAACCGGUCACUGACCAGAUUCGAACAAUUUAGAACAAAUAAUAGAAUAAUUUAAGGAGCUUCUGAGGAUAUUAAUUCCUUAAAAUAUAAGUUAUGUACUCUCUUAAAUUACUUAACAAUAAAUUCGAGAUUUUUAUAGAUACCACGU
Molecule: messenger RNA, 1598 nt
Organism: Anoplophora glabripennis (Asian longhorned beetle)
Lineage: Eukaryota; Metazoa; Arthropoda; Insecta; Coleoptera; Cerambycidae
Exons: 2
Coding region: 78-1505 (475 amino acids)
Source: RefSeq, a predicted model, not a curated record